GCCUCAACACCCUGCAUCGCCAGUCCCACUGUCCUAGUCUUACGCGACGUCACUCCUCAUUUUCUACACAUCACUUCGCAUCACAGACUUUGAGACCAUCUGUCAUGGCUCCCUCUGUCGACUUUAGCAAGUCUGUAGGCUUCGACCUGGGCGAUCAGCCCGUCUCCUGGCAGAAGCGGGACUGUCUCCUCUACAAUGUCUCCCUCUACCCCUUCUCUGCAUCUUCCACCUCGGGAGGUAAGCCAGAGGAAGAGCUGAACUACCUGUACGAGAAGUCAAAGGCAUUCCGAGUGAUCCCUUCGUACCCCCUUGUGCUGCCCCUGAAGGGCGCCACGUCAGAGGUCAAUGACUUUGCUCAGAUGGUGGCUGGGAGAGGAGCGGUAGAUGGGUUCCCGGCGCUCGAUCCCAAUACCAUCGUACACGCAGAGCAGUCGCUUGAGCUGCACGCCCCCAUUCCCACCAGCUCUGGAGACGGCUGGAAGUUGCAGAAGCGAGUCUCUGCCGUCCACGACAAGAAGAGCGGCCUGAUCAUGGAGACGGAAGCGAAGCUUGUUGACCCUAGCGGAAAGCUUGUAGCGACCAUGAUUGGUUCAUCCUUCUACCGCGGCGGCGGACAAGGUACCAACUUCUCCAAGUCCAUCGUCUCCAAGCCGCCCACAGCCUCGCCACCGAAAGAUCGCUCGCCAGACUAUUCACAGACGACACAGACCUCCGGGUUGCAGGCCGUGCUAUACCGUCUGAGCGGAGACUACAACCCUCUUCACAUUGAUCCCUCCAUUGGCUCUCGCGGCGGGCUGGGCGGUGUGAUUCUGCACGGUCUCUGCUCCUACGGUAUUGCGAUGCGAGCGAUUCUGAAGAGCCUCGACCCGCAAGAUGGUCUAGCAGACGAAUCGGGUGUAGAGCUCAAGUCGGUAUCCGCACGUUUCACCUCGCCUGUCAAGCCGGGGGAUGAGCUGAGGACCGACGUGUGGGUCAUUGGCGAGGAAGGACAGGGAGAGAAGGUCCUUGCAUUUGAACAGACGGUCGUUGCUACUGGGAAGAAGAGUCUUGGCGGCGGCAGGGCCGUAGUUAAGGCAGGCAAGGGCAAGUCCAAGCUGUAGAGAAAGAAGGCGAACCCUGCUCCCCCGCAUGAAGAAAGGUUGGCACGGGCCGUGACUAUUCCGGGGAGGUAUGUGCUCAGGCGGAAAUACUUGCCCCAGACUCUGUCGAUCGGCAUUGCAUCGCUACGACGUGAGCUUCUCUGUUGACUUGUGAGCCGCUGUUCCGUCUGUCAAGUCAAAUUGACCUCUCUACGCCGCUCGCCGCUUCGAGUCUGUUCCGAGUGAUGCAAAUAG
Molecule: messenger RNA, 1334 nt
Organism: Microstroma glucosiphilum
Lineage: Eukaryota; Fungi; Basidiomycota; Exobasidiomycetes; Microstromatales; Microstromataceae
Exons: 4
Coding region: 105-1100 (331 amino acids)
Cellular component (GO): peroxisome
Source: RefSeq, a predicted model, not a curated record